AUGACCGAAUCGUCUGGGAUGAUGACCUCUAUCAGCACAAAUGGAGCACCACUGCCAGGGGGACCGCUUCCGUUCGAGCAGCCACCCAAGCUCAAGGGUCGCAGGCGUCUCUUGCAGAGCCUGCAAAGGAUGUCAUCUUCUCAGUCGCUAGCUUCGAUGCGCCGAGCUCCUCCCACUUCCUAUCCAGGUGGAAGCAAAGGUUCAAUGUCCUGCGUAUCCUUAUCAUCCUCCAACUCCAGACACGGCCAUUCGUAUGGGAACUCGUAUUCUUCCACCCGGUCCGGUGCUUUCUCGACCGCACCAACUUCAGUAGCAAGUACACCUGGUCCAGAGAACCAGAAUUUCGAUUCCGGAACUCGGAUUCGAUGUCUGGACAGUGAGCUUGCUGGUCAUGCUUCACCUAUGCCGAAAAGUGUACCUUUACCGGCAGACAUGCGGGCGGGCACAAAAGAAGCAAUGUCCGCUGUCACAUCAGGGAUGGCCGGUGUAUUUGAGGAUUAUUUCUCGAAGCCGAUAGUUCGUGUAAAGGAGCUUCGCAAGAGGAGGAAUAUCAACUUUUGGGGUGAGAUGCCUCAAGAAUUAGCAAUGCACAUACUCCAAUUCCUGAGACCGAGGGAGAUCGUCAAGUGCUCGGCAGUCUCAAGAAGGUGGCAUAAGAUGUGCUUUGAUGGACAGCUCUGGAGUAAUCUCGACACCCAGGAAUACUAUCAAGACAUACCUGCGGCUUCGUUGAGCAAAAUCAUGGAAAGAGCUGGACCUUUUGUAAGAGAUCUCAACCUGCGAGGCUGUGCACAGAUGCCGGAAAGCUGGGGCAAAGACGGCCAAAAUAUAACAGACGCUUGCAGAAACUUGGAAUACUUCUCUCUCGAGGGCUGCCGUAUUGACAGGAGCUCAGUGCAUUACUUCCUUCUUCGGAACCCACGGCUCAUGCACAUCAACCUCUCAGGCAUGAAAGGUCUCAGUAAUUCCGCACUUAGGAUCAUCGCUCAAAACUGUCCACAGUUGGAGCAUCUCAACAUAUCUUGGUGCCAGAAUGUUGAUUCAAGAGGUCUGAUCAGGAUCGUACAGUCAUGCUCUCGACUCAAGGACCUACGAGCCGGAGAGGUCAAAGGCUUCAACGAUCAAGCACUCCUUCUUGAGCUAUUCACUCGCAACACUCUUGAAAGAUUAUUCCUUGAUCAUUGUGUCGAGCUUGACGAUGAGGCCCUUCAGGUACUGGUUCAAGGUGUCGACCCUGAAAUCGAUCCUUUGACUGAACGGGCUGUGGUUUCGCCUCGAAACUUUCGUCAUCUCGAUCUCAGCCGAUGUUCGCAACUCACCGACAAAGGCGUCAAAUGCCUGGCAGGCAACAUGCCGAGUCUCUGUGGUCUUCAGCUCUCUUUUUGUGAAGAAUUGACCGAUGAUGCCCUUACGGGAAUACUCGAUUCAACUCCACAUAUGACCCACCUGAAUCUGGAGGAAGUCGACCACCUUUCCAAUAGCACCCUCCAAAACCUCGCUAAAUCUCCAUGUGCUCCACAACUUCAGCACCUCAACGUCAGCUAUUGCGAAAACCUAGGCGAUAGCGGCAUGCUCCAAGUCAUAAAGUCUUGCCCCAAGCUUCGUACUGUCUUUAUGGACAACACCCGCGUCUCGGACCUCGUCCUGACAGAAGCCGCAGCGCAAAUCCGCAUUCGUGACCGUAUCAACCCUUUGGCCACGAAUGCUCCCCCAACCGUCGGUCUCCGUCUAGUCGUCUACGACUGCCAAAAUGUCACGUGGACCGGCGUCCGCGAGGUUCUCUCCCGCAACACCGAGCCCAACAGACGAGAAGUCGUCUCUCUGAAAUGCUUUUACGGGUAUCAAGAUACUGUCAAUGAGCAUAUGAAGAGGGUGCUGAAGGGUGAAGCGAAGGCCGCAAGUAGGUUGGAAAGAAAAUGGGCGGAUUACAUGGUUGCGAGUGAGGAGGCUGGUGCACAAGGAGCUGGGGCCAGGAGAAGAAGGCGGAGGUUAAGGGAGGCGGCAAUGGUGCAUGCGGAUGAGGAAGAGGGAGGACCCAGGAAUGGAAGGCGAAGGGCGAGGAGUGGAGGGUGUGCUAUUAUGUGA
Letharia columbiana is the source of this 2085-nucleotide messenger RNA. RefSeq lists its product as uncharacterized. The transcript has a single exon. Gene Ontology annotation, biological process: SCF-dependent proteasomal ubiquitin-dependent protein catabolic process. Gene Ontology annotation, molecular function: protein binding. Bases 1 to 2085 code for a protein of 694 amino acids. Lineage: Eukaryota; Fungi; Ascomycota; Lecanoromycetes; Lecanorales; Parmeliaceae. Gene Ontology annotation, cellular component: SCF ubiquitin ligase complex. The record is from RefSeq and is a predicted model, not a curated record.